This is a messenger RNA of Acanthochromis polyacanthus (spiny chromis), 1876 nucleotides long. Its product is annotated as early growth response protein 1-like. NCBI's taxonomy places the organism in Eukaryota, Metazoa, Chordata, Actinopteri, Pomacentridae. The record is from RefSeq and is a predicted model, not a curated record. Gene Ontology annotation, molecular function: RNA polymerase II cis-regulatory region sequence-specific DNA binding; DNA-binding transcription factor activity, RNA polymerase II-specific. Bases 117 to 1376 code for a protein of 419 amino acids. The transcript is spliced from 2 exons. Gene Ontology annotation, biological process: regulation of transcription by RNA polymerase II.
GGAUGGUAUAAAACGGGCAGAGCGCGGGGAGCUCAGCAUCCUCAGCAUCACCGAGCGGACUAACGAGACGCAGCUCCGGUAACCGGUAACGGAUUAUUAACGGCUCUUUGGACGCGAUGCUUCUGGAGCGAGAUGACAGCUUCAUGUCCGAGUUUGAGGACGCGUGCAGCGCCUGGGUGGACAGCGUGGGCUCGAGCCCCAGUGACGGAGGAGAGUCUGAUGUGGGCUCACCUUUCUGCUCAGUAUUCUCUCCUGGAACUGACGCCUCGGACUCAGAUUUCUUCUCCGACUUCAGUGACUGCUCCUCGGACACUCUCUCUCCGUCCCUUGGCUACACGAGCAGCUUCUUUGUAGAACCGGAGGCACCGGCGGGACUGAGCAGCACCGCGGACGCCAUCCUGAACAUGAUCACGGAGAUCGUGGGGAUCUGCACGGAGAUGGAGCAGCAGGACCCGGCUGCAGCCUCCGCAUCGCCCCCGCUUUUCUCUCCCGGCUCUGACGUCCCUCCUCCGGCUGCAGCUCCGCAGCCUCCCGCCUCCGCCACUCCUCCGGUUGUGAAGACCGAGUUUCUGAGCUCCAGCUGCAGCAGCGGCUGUCCGCAGCCUUCCACGGCCGGCAGCGACGCUCUGUUCCCGGUCGGCCCCGACGCGCUGCUGCCGCUGGCGGCUCUGGAGCAACAGGUGGAUGUCUGUGAGUUCAUCGACUCUCUGCUGAGCUCCGAGGCCGGCCAGGGCGAGCUGAAGCCCGGCUGCGAGGUGAAGCAGGAGCCGCUGGGGCUGGAGGACUGGCUGAAGAGUUUGGCGGCGGCUCCGGUUACCGGAGGAGAUUCCGGCAGCUACGUCAUCAGCAGACCGGCAGUGAAGACGGAGCUCGCGCAGAGUGGAAACGAGCCGCUCUGCCCCCCCUCCUCCCUCCCCUCCACCCUGGACGCGCACCUGCUGUCCUCACUCCUGCAGGGCGCGUUCCCGAUAGUAAACAUCAACAGCGUGCACGCGUCAGGAGCCCCCAAGGUGGCGCGCGCCAGCCGGAGAGCUCCCGCCAGGGGCGCGCUAAAGGUGAAACCGUUCCCGUGCUCCGUUCAGGGGUGCGAGCGCCGCUUCUCCCGCUCGGACGAGCUCAACAGGCACGUGCGCAUCCACACCGGACAGAAGCCGUUCCAGUGCACCAUCUGCGCGCGCAGCUUCAGUCGCAGCGACCACCUGACCACGCACACGCGCACGCACACCGGAGAAAAGCCCUUCUCCUGUGACGUGUGCGGCAAGAGGUUCGCGCGCAGCGACGAGAGAAAGAGGCACGGGCGCGUGCACGUCAAGCAGCAGCUUCGCGCACAGAUGAUGGCCGCCUACUCUCUGGCACUGAACGCGCCUGGCGUGUAACAGCGGCGCCGGUGCGCGCUCACGUUGUCGCGGCCACGAGGCUGCCGCGGAUUUAAACCGACGACCUGGAAGACGUCAGACGCACGUUUCCAUGUGACGUCACAUGAGGACUGACAGGUGUUUACAGGUGUGCAGAGGGCUCCUCUCACCGCGCAUGCGUGGCUGCAGCCCCUGCAGGAGGCCAAGGGGCCUCAGGAGGUUCAGGUUUAGGACUCUGGGUCCGGGUCUGGUCCGGGACCUGCUGGGAGUCAGAACCUCGACCGGAGCGGAGCACCGGAACACAGCGGGACUCUACUUCCGGUGUUUGCAUGAGGACUGAACGGACCGGAAGUCGUGUGGUGUUUCCUGUGAGGACUAUGAUGUUUUUAUGAAUCUACUGGACUCUGAUUGGUCCGAGCCGCAGCGGUGCAUUGUGGGAGUUCGUCCUGUGGCUGCAGCUCAGUGUUGAUGUUUGUGCAUGAAGGCGCUGUCAAUAAACAAACAAACAAACAAACAGACAA